This is a messenger RNA of Parnassius mnemosyne (clouded apollo), 3762 nucleotides long. NCBI's taxonomy places the organism in Eukaryota, Metazoa, Arthropoda, Insecta, Lepidoptera, Papilionidae. The record is from the annotation of a GenBank genome assembly.
AGUGCCGUUCGAGCCGGCCGGCAGUGUGUAUCGCUUCCGACCGCGCCGCGUUUCAACCGUUUCCAAAACAGUGUUAUGCCAAAAAGUUUAGUGUGACCCACUCACAUAUUUUUAUUUUUGUGCUGUGCCCAUAUCGCUAAUCUGGAUAAUAUCAUAAAACUCGAGAGUCCCAGCACAAUGAAGCUGGAAUGGGCAGAAAGCGAAUCCGACUUCGGUCUGGAAGAAGCGGCGUUCUACGAGGGACCGACGCCCCUGGCGGCACCCAUGCGCAAGAAGGUCUCCUUCAGCUUACGACUUGAUUUAUGCGAUGAGGGCGGCGGCGCAACUGAGGGCAUUAAGACGGAACCACCCGAGACCGAGGAGCCUCGCGCCAUGCAGAAGGUUCCGUCAUUAUCGGACCUCUCUGAUCCUGAAGCAUCCCUGGACAUCCCAUCGCAGGUGCCGCCGCUCACGCCCGGCACCAACAAGAAAAUGGCCGAGGCGCUGAAGGCCACCUUCGCCUCCUGGGAGAAGGAGCAACUGCGCCUCGGCGUACCAAAAGAUCCUCGACAAUGGAGCGAGGCGGCGGUGGCAGCGUGGCUACGAUGGGCGGCUCGCGAGUUUUCACUGGAGGGUGUCGCGUUGCAGCAGUUCGCGCGCGCGCAAGGCAAGGAUAUCUGCGCCAUGGGCCGAGACGAGUUCGUGGCAAGAGCGCCCGCCUUUAUGGGCGAUAUACUGUGGGAGCAUCUCGAAAUUUUGCAGAAAGAUGUGGAAAAAGAGCGGUCCCUACUCGCAAAUGUACCACCGAACAUGUACGAGAGCAACGUUUGCCUCCCGGAACUUGCCGAGUACAUACCGCCGCCCGCCCACCACUACAACAAUAAUAAUACUGGUGGCUACACAACCGGCGGUCCGCGAGAAGCGGGCACGUACUACCCUGAAGCAAGUAGCGCAACAUCAGCUCCGGGUGCUUCGCCCCUAGAGGAGUACUACCCCCCUGAGUACCCGUCGGGAGCGCCCGCCGCGCCACCACAACCCUACCUUGACGAUUAUUACCACCACGCACACGCACACGCGCAACCAUUGCUCACGCAUGAGCACAAGUACCAGCCGCACACGUAUACCAAGCCUUAUCCCAGAAGCACGGGCGGCCGGUACGGCGGCGAGGUGUACGGCGAGGGCUACGCGGCGGAGUACGGAGGCGCAUGCGAGUGGAGCGAGUGGCCGACCGAGCAGCACGCGCUCAUCCCGCAGGACAAGCUGCCCUACCCCGCCUCCGGUCUCUGUUUCACUGGAUCAGGCCCGAUCCAACUAUGGCAGUUCCUGCUGGAGCUGCUCACCGACAAGAGCUGCCAAGGCUUUAUCUCCUGGACUGGAGACGGCUGGGAGUUUAAGCUCACCGAUCCCGAUGAGGUGGCGAGACGCUGGGGCAUCCGCAAGAACAAGCCGAAGAUGAAUUACGAGAAACUUUCUCGUGGCCUGCGCUACUACUACGAUAAGAACAUCAUCCACAAGACGGCCGGGAAGCGUUACGUCUACCGCUUCGUAUGCGAUCUGCAGAGCCUCCUCGGAAUAUCACCGGAGCAGUUACACGCGAUGUACGAGCCCAAAAUGGAGAAGAAAGACGACGACUGAAUCGAAACUCACGAGCAUCGGAACACACCCAAAAACCGCUCAUAAAUUAUCUAGAAACUAUAAUUAAAUAUCGCGAAAUUUUAAUUUUUUUUUUAUUUGUGCAGUUUUCAGACUUUUUAUACUCAUCUUUUAUAAUGACUGUAAUAAGAAAACAUCAAGGAAAAUCAAUGACUUAAACUACACACAUUUUUGCAGAUCGGUUUGGAACGCUUUAAAUAUUAUCAAAUCGAUUUUUAAAUUUAGCCGUAGAACAAAGUCGUAAGUAGGUACGUAUAACCAGGAUCACAUUACGUCGAUCUGGCCCAUUUAGUAUAAUGUAAAGAUUAAAAAUAUUUAUUGUUUUAAUAUUGGUGCUGUUAAAUUAUUUGACGUGAUAAUCCUUUUUUGAAAAUUUACGCUACUUAUUUUAUACAGGACACCCCUGAUGUAUUUAUAGUAGAUAGUUAAAUUUAUGUAUGGGCUUCGAACCAAUCUGUAAAAAUGUUAUACAUCCCUAAAAUAGACGAUAACUUUUUUAACAAAAGGAUGUUGAAUUUUUGACCUUUUAAAAACAUGGAAAAUAUUUUAAAACUUUUUAAUUUUAUUAACGUGUUUCGUAAUUUUCCGCAGUAUUCAUAUAAAACGUCGGACUUGAUCUCAUAAGCAUCCACCAGUGGAAUCUAUACUUAUUAUACAGUAACAUACGAUCGUUUGGAAGGUUCUAUUAUAAACAUAAUCUUAUAUAUUAAGUACCCAUUCAUGACCAACGGUGCCUUACUAUUUCACAACUUAUUGUUUGUGAAUAUUUUUAUUUCGUAUUAAUAAAAAAACAUUACUGUCACGAUUGGUUUUGAUAUUUGAGCCCCUUAAUACAUUCACACAACAAACUUUAAAUAGGUACUUUUAUUUGUAAAGUAUGAAUCAACGCGUAUUUUACCAAUGAAAUAUUUUCGUAGUCUCAAUGCGCGUAGAAAAUAUCAAAGCACUGUCGAUUCUAUUAAACUUCUAUCAAUUACGUUAGGGCAUAAAAGAUGUUUCCCUAAAGCGAACUAAGAAUGAUAAGCAGUGUCUUUAUAACAAUUCUCGUGCAAACGAAUGACUGUUUGAUGUUCUUCCGUGCUAAUGUUUACAACGUUGUAACGACCUGUUACAUAAUGUUACAUGUAUAACAUCGCGGAUUUAAAACAAAACGUGGUACAUAUUUUAUGAUUCAACUUUAAAUUACUGUAACUAUUCGAUAAAGGUACUGAAGUGCAAGUGAAUAAAACAUAUGCAUAGAUUAAAUAGUAAAAUUCUGCUAUCGAUUUAAUAAUACUGUAAAUAUAAGUUAAUUUGUUACUUUAUAAAGAUAAUUAGGUAUUAUAUUAUAAUAGUUCUUAAGUGUUGUAUGUUUGAUUCGCAAUUGUUGCAAUAUGCGGUUAAAAUAAUGCAUAGUUAAAAUGAUGGACAUAAAGAUAAUUAGGAAUCUUUUUUAAUAUUUUUGUUCGGAAAAGUCCAAAGAUUUCGGAAAUCUAUAAUACCCACCAAUUGGUAAAACUAUUGUGAUACCAAAGGGAUGUUCGCGUUUAGGCAAGUCUCAAAAUAUGCGACCUAAUCAAUUUGUAUUGCAGUUAAUAUUAGAAAAUCUGAGAUGACAUGAAACAAAUGCCCUGUUAAAAAAAAACAACAUGCUGCAACAUCGGGUGACGUCAAAUUGUCGCUGAUCUCGUAAUAAGGGAUUGUAAUUUCUAACUAGUUAUGAAAUUAAUUAGAUGUAUUAUUUUCAAUUUUUAUAGCUCCUAGCAUACACCGAAGAUAUUUCGAUAAGUUUUAUUUUGUAAAAUAUUCUCCUCCUCCAUCAAUAACAUACUUUGUUGCUAGUACUCAGCCGGUGGGGAUUUUUGAUUUUUUGAUAUAAUUACGACGGUGCUGUAACCUAUACAUUAUAAUACAUUCUAACAAUGUCUUCCCCGUUCGUUUCAAAGUAUUGAGCUUCUUGGCUGAAUAAGUAAGGUUUGAAAUAGCUUAUGAAGUUCUGAAACUAUAUAUUUAUUGUUUAUGUUUAUGAUCCAUAUCAAAGAACGUUACGUUAUACUUACAUCUAAUUGCAGCCAAAUUUUUAAUGUACGUGUAAAUGUCUUUGUAUGUAUUGAUGGAAGAUAUAAAAUUAAAUAUAUAUAUUUACGAAAU